Hibiscus syriacus is the source of this 2670-nucleotide messenger RNA. RefSeq lists its product as uncharacterized. Lineage: Eukaryota; Viridiplantae; Streptophyta; Magnoliopsida; Malvales; Malvaceae. The record is from RefSeq and is a predicted model, not a curated record. The coding region runs from base 275 to 2512 and encodes 745 amino acids. The transcript has 13 exons.
AGAGAGAGAGAAGAAUUAGAAAGGCGUUCGUUCCUUUAUUUUUCUUUCUUCUUACAUCUCCUCAUUACUGAAUUAUACUCAUAAAUGCAUUCAAAAAGUAAGGUUUCACUGGCCCUUUAACUUUUUCUGUACUUCAAGAGGCUCUGAAAUUGAAGUGGUUGAAGCAGCAUAAAGAUCUUCUUUGAAGCUUUUUUCGCCUGUGAAAGCCGUUUUCCGGAAAGAAGAAGAAGAAUAGCCGCCACGGAUAUAGCUCGAAUAUCUUAGUAUUGUCAUAAUGAACACGCCACCAGCUAAAAUGGACAAGAGCCGAAACGUGAGGCGUGGAACGAGAAAGCCACAACAACAUUCUUCAGCCAACCUCAUGUUUGGUUUUAGUGGUGGCGAGGUGGACUUUGAGAAAGCCAAGAAAGAGAAAAUACGAAAACUGAGCAGCGUUAAUGGCAUCCAACACUCCAAAACCGAAACAAGUAAUUUUUGUUGCCGUUAUUUGUCUUCUGAUAACAGAGAAAAUCAAUGCCCUUCACGUUCACAACUCUCUUCUCCUCUCAUAAGUGAAUCUACCACCAAGAGAUUUAAGAUUCCCAGAAAGAUUUCUGAUAACAGUAAUGUCGUUGAUCAUGCUUCUGUACCACGGAAGCUACGGUCAUCCAUGAAAAAGCGCGGUGACGAAGCUGUAUCCCCCCAUUCACCAUAUUCAAACAAACAGAACGGUUCGCUUAAUGAAGCCGAAUCACAUAGAAAAGAUGGUCCAAAGAAACCCAAGCUGAAUCUGAAACAAGGACAGCCAUAUAGAUCUAAGAAGGCUAUUGUUUCAGCGCCAAUCACAAAAGAUGAAGAAGAGGUUGCGGAGACCCUAUAUGCUUUGGCAGGAAUGUUCCCUGAUGAUGACUCGAUGGAAGUAAGAUCUUUGGUUUCGCCGGAGAUGGAGGAGAGUCCUGUUGCAUUACUAGAAGUUAAAAAGGAUGAUCCGAGCUCAGUUCAAGCUGCUACGGUUGUUCCUUCAUCCACCAUGGAUGAGUCGUCCAACGAAGCUGAUAAACUUGAUCCUUUGAAUGAACCUUAUACUCGAGAACAACCAGGCUUGCCAGCGAGCAAAAAGCUACAUUUCAAACAUAAUAGUACUAUUUCCGAAAUGAGGACCGAUACUGGCAUACUUUUCUUUAAGAGUAAACCAGAUGCUGAGAAGUCUUGUAUUCACGGCGAUCGGGGUGUUCUUUCUGAAUCAAGCUUAAUAGCUGGAUUGAAGCAGCCCAAGCAAAAGGUGACCAAUCUUUUUCAGAGAAAGACAGAAAUGGAAUUUGGGGUCAUGGAUGUCGAGAGCCGAGGACAUAUGAUUAGGGAGCUUGGAAAAAAUGGUCUUGCAUUGUGGCCAAGCUUGCCUUCUAUAGUGCCCCUUGCACCUCGGAGCCCUAGUUCUUCACGAUCAGUUGCUAAUACAAUUCCAAAAUGGUUGGAUGCUGCAAAUUAUGGCCCCCAGACAUGUUCACUGGAAACUGGUUCUUCAUCUGAAAAGGUUUUGAAAAUCACCGGGGAUAGGAAUGCAAUGAAAAGGUCCGCCACUCAUGUUUACAUCAGUCGUCUCAUUCAUAGUUUACAGAUGCAAGGCAACAAAGAUGGCAUUCUUCAACAGCCUCCUUGGUUGAAACCCAAUGUAGGAUCAAAGCAAACAUCUCUUUGGUAUCCUAACAAUUGCAGUAAUAUAAGAAAUGCUAUAACUGGUAACGUACCUGGCAGCACUUCUGGCAAUACUGCUACUGAUAGAAAUUCUUAUGAAGCUAGAAGUGGUAUUAUUCCCUCGCAAAAAAUGCUCCAACUGGAACAGCCACGGACUGUUUCAGCUUCUGGGAUGAACACUUCGAAAGGGCAGAGUUUCGAUAUCUUGUCUUUGUCGGCUGGGGGAGUUGGUAUAGACGCUAACAGUAACUCUAGUGAAGUUUGUAAUGCAAUGGGAUCAACAUCACAACUCCAAGUUCCUCACCUUCAUUUGAAUCCACAACACCAGUCCCUCAUGCCUUUCUCAAUAUCCCCAACUGAUUAUACCUCCUCUGCUUGCAUGGACCACCUUUCAACAGCUACAGAAACACCGCAGGUCUACUUACAGCUACCUCAAUAUCACGGUAACCCUUUCUGUGACCCUCCUUACACAAGUCAUUCAGUUGUUAAAAAACAACAACAGCAGCGACUUUGGGCAGCUCACCUAGCAGCUCAAUACCAGCCUCAUGGAACUUCCACAGUCCUGACCCAAUUUUCAAGCCGGCAAAAUGGAAAGCCUGAGUUACCUACAUCGAUGCCUAGUGCUCAAACAGCCGUCCCUUCCCAUACGACACUAGAAGCAUUAGGUCCCAAGUAUUAUUCAGUUUCACAAUAUCAUCAGCCAAAAAUUGCAUAUACUUCGUCAUUGCCCCCUACCAGAGUGAAAAGGACAGACCACCAUUUUUCAUCUGUUUAUGAUGAAAGCAAUGGUGGAUUCUCGGCUGACAGGCCACUGCCGUUGCAGUUACUCCGAAAUUAGUAACUUAGUGCCUCUGAAGUUUUAAGUAUACGGUUCCUUCCGCAUAUGAUGCAGAGAUGGGCAUUGUUUUGUUCUUUCAACUGCAAGGGAGAGACUACCAACCAUCCUCGAGGUUUAUUUAAUUGGCCAUUGUGGAUUCAGGCAUGAAACAUAAUGAA